UUAAUUUUAUAAAGGAGAGUUAGAUUUCUUUUGUUCUUUUAAAAAGCUUAAUUAUGGUUGGAAGGUGGUAAAUUUUUGCAAAAGCAAGUUUUAUGAUGCAUUUCAACACCUUAUCACAGCCAAUGUGAUAUUAAGUAAGAUACUCUGAUGAGUUGCAUUCUCUUUACAUUUCUAUAUAAUGGUGGGGUUUUUUGGGGGGGUGGCCUUCAAAUUCUUCUGGAAGUAGUUUAAAGAGAUUAUUGAAUGCAGUGUUUUUCAUAUGGUGGGAAUGAUUGAAUUAAUUUGCCAGGAGCAUGAUUAUUUUAUAUAAAAUAUAAAAGGACCCAAAUUCUUAGCCAACUUGGGACUUCUAUUAUAUUUCAGCAACUAGAUACAUAUUAUGAGAACAAUUCAGGAAAUUUCUUCAAAGAUCAAAAACAUUUAAAAAUAUCAUUUUACCACUAUAUUCUAUGGUUUAAUAUAUGUGGAAAUUUACUGCCUAUCAAAACUGAAUUAAUAUGACAUCUUUGUACUUAUGCAUGUGUGAGAAAUGGACUAUGCAUAAUUAAAAUAAGUGAGAAAUCAUUAUUUGUAUGCUUGCAUUUUCUACUUAAUUUAAAAAUCAUCUAUUGAUAUCUCAAAAUAUCAGAUCAUUACCAGUAAGUGAAAUAGCCAUCCUCAUGGCUAAGAGGUUUUAAGAUAGGAUAGAGAUAGAUGUUCAUACAACAAAGUGUAGCACUCUUCAUUUAAUUUUCACCAAAUUUUGAUAUUUUUUCACAGAACCAAGAGAAAUGGAACAUAUAGCAAUAAUGCUAUGAGUACUGGGAAAACCCACUAUGUUCCUUUCAGGUUCACACCUCCUACUAUGGUUAAGAAAAAUUGUAGGCUGGGUUUUAUCAUCACCAUCUUCAUCACCACCACCAUCACCAUCAUAAUUAAAUAAUACUUGUUUAAUCAGAUGAAUCUGCCUAUGGGAAUGGUGGCUCUGUGCAAAGACCAUGACUCCAGGUCUGGAAAACAACCUUCGCAGACCCUAUCUCCUUCAGAUUUCUUGGACAAAUUAAUGGGAAGGACAUCAGGAUAUGAUGCAAGAAUCAGGCCAAACUUUAAAGGUCCUCCAGUAAACGUUACUUGCAAUAUUUUUAUCAACAGUUUUGGAUCAGUCACAGAAACCACAAUGGACUACCGAGUGAAUAUUUUUCUGAGACAACAGUGGAAUGAUUCACGGCUGGCAUAUAGCGAGUACCCUGAUGAUUCUCUGGACUUGGACCCAUCGAUGCUGGACUCCAUCUGGAAACCAGAUUUGUUUUUUGCCAAUGAGAAGGGUGCCAACUUCCAUGAUGUCACCACUGACAACAAAUUGCUUCGGAUUUCAAAGAAUGGCAAAGUGCUCUACAGUAUCAGACUCACCUUGACCUUAUCCUGUCCCAUGGACUUGAAGAAUUUUCCAAUGGAUGUCCAGACUUGUACAAUGCAGCUGGAGAGUUUUGGGUACACGAUGAAUGACCUGAUAUUUGAGUGGUUAAGUGAUGGCCCAGUUCAAGUUGCUGAAGGACUGACCCUGCCUCAGUUUAUUUUGAAAGAAGAGAAGGAACUUGGCUACUGUACAAAGCACUACAACACAGGCAAGUUUACCUGCAUCGAGGUUAAGUUUCACCUGGAACGCCAGAUGGGAUAUUAUCUGAUCCAGAUGUACAUCCCCAGUCUGUUGAUAGUCAUUUUGUCCUGGGUCUCUUUUUGGAUAAACAUGGAUGCAGCCCCUGCCAGGGUCGCACUGGGCAUCACGACAGUCUUAACGAUGACCACCCAGAGUUCAGGCUCCAGGGCAUCUCUGCCAAAGGUCUCCUACGUAAAAGCGAUUGACAUCUGGAUGGCGGUGUGCCUUCUGUUUGUGUUUGCAGCCUUACUGGAAUAUGCGGCAGUGAACUUUGUCUCCAGGCAGCACAAGGAGUUCCUGCGACUCCGGAGAAGACAGAAGAGGCAGAACAAGGAAGAAGAUGUUACUCGUGAAAGUCGUUUUAAUUUCAGUGGUUAUGGGAUGGGUCACUGCCUCCAAGUGAAAGAUGGAACAGCUGUCAAGGCCACACCUGCCAACCAGCUCCCACAACCCCCCAAAGAUGCAGACGCCAUCAAGAAGAAGUUUGUGGACCGGGCAAAAAGGAUUGACACGAUAUCUCGAGCUGCCUUCCCACUGGCCUUCCUCAUUUUCAACAUCUUUUACUGGAUCACAUACAAGAUCAUUCGGCAUGAAGAUGUCCACAAGAAAUAGAUGUGCCCUUCAGACCCUGGGACAUUCUUGCUAACUGUUGUGCUUGUAAAUACACAGUGAAAUUGUCUUUACAUCACUUUGACAGAGGAGAAGACUGGGGGAGGGGGGAGGGAGGAACAUGGGAGUGGGGUUCCUGGCACCUACAUGAAUAAAGACAAGUUAUCCGGGCAAUGAAGGAAAAUUGUUUGCACAAAAUUAAGGUGUUACAGAAUCACAUGAGCAUAAUUCCCUUCAUAGUCUUUAGCAUUGCUCUUUCAGAUGACGCAUUAAUUAGACAUGAUAUGCAAGGUCAAGUACUUGAGGGCUAUUUGUCUUUUGGUUUGGUUUGGUUUGGUUUUGACUAAUUCUGAUACUGAAAAGUUAGUUUAGAACAAAUGCAGGUGUGAGGGUGGGCGUGCGCAUGCACAUGCACACACACACAGACACACACAUACAAGGAAAAUGCUUACCAUUUGACCAUGAUGACUAGCCUAUAGUUAGUCGAGGACCAAACUUUUUCAGGAAAAUGCUGCCUCGUUUUUAAAACUAGCCUCCUGAGCUAUGUUCUUUACAAUGUCUGUAAUUAGUGUUUCACCUGAGAAAACCUUUUGUGAGUCAUAAAUAAUUUCUACUUAUUGAGAAAACAACAAAAAGAUAAAUAUCAAUCACAAACAAAAGAUUUCUACUUUACUGUCCAUGUAGGUGUGCAUUUUAAUAUUCUUUUUCUUUCCUGGAUGUAUUCGGGGAUUUAAAUUGUGUAUUGUGAAAUUGAUUUGAUAGUAUGCCCUCUUAAAAAUAAAUGCCCAUUUUCUUUUAGAUCCAAGUUAGCACACUACAUUUUCUUCGCUUUGGCUAUAUUUAUGUGCAAUUAAGUGCUCAAGUGUGACUUAGCCAUUGCAGCCUCUCAGCCACAGUAUUUAUGGAGAUGAUGUGUCCUGAAUGGUGUAGCUCCUAUCAGCUUGAACUUUCCAUUUCUGCUCUCAUUGUAGGUGUAACUAUUAGUCCUAAUGUCAACUGAUCCAUAAUUUCUACUGUUAAUUCAAGUGAAUAUUGUUUUAAAUAUCCUUAAUUAACUUAAAGAAUUUUAAAACUGUACUGUGAUUUUCAUAACCCGUUGCCUUUUUGGUACCAGAGCUACGUGGUUUGAAUCCUGGCUACAUGUUUUAAGUAAGAAAAAAAAAAAAAAAAAGACGUAUUUUUGCUUACUCAGAUAAAAGACAACCU
Molecule: messenger RNA, 3451 nt
Organism: Sus scrofa (pig)
Lineage: Eukaryota; Metazoa; Chordata; Mammalia; Artiodactyla; Suidae
Source: RefSeq, a predicted model, not a curated record